Gongylonema pulchrum is the source of this 318-nucleotide messenger RNA. The record is from the annotation of a GenBank genome assembly. NCBI's taxonomy places the organism in Eukaryota, Metazoa, Nematoda, Chromadorea, Rhabditida, Gongylonematidae.
GUAGUGUGGUCUCAAACAAAUUUGGUCGGAUGCGGGUACGCACGAUGCCGCGAUAUCUGGGGUGUUCUGGGUCGCGGUCAUCGGCACAUUUUCGUAUGUCAUUACAAUCCUCAGGGCAAUACUGUAUAUGUCACAAGGGAAGGAUUCUUUGCGGUACCGGCUUUUAAAUGGGCAGGUGAGAAGCGACGAUGUAGCGAAUGUCCAGCGGAUGCUCCAGCAUGCUACAAAGGACUAUGCUACGCACCACCACCUUCUGUGCAGACACAGCAAGCCGAUCCGGAAUUGGGUACCAGUGUAGUCGGUCGAAAAUAUCGGUAG